Molecule: messenger RNA, 2590 nt
Organism: Verruconis gallopava
Lineage: Eukaryota; Fungi; Ascomycota; Dothideomycetes; Venturiales; Sympoventuriaceae
Exons: 3
Coding region: 423-2333 (636 amino acids)
Biological process (GO): proteolysis
Molecular function (GO): serine-type endopeptidase activity; tripeptidyl-peptidase activity
Source: RefSeq, a predicted model, not a curated record
GGCCCGCGCUUCAGGGCGGUCUGAAAGAGGACUGUCAUGACCUCGAGCUGCAGAUCAUGCCCCAAACGGCGCCCGGGAAUUGUGACUGAAGUUGCAUGCGCCGCCGGUUCGUGCAGCUCGUCGGGCGCAGGAACCCUUCGUCGAUGUGCAGGCAAGAGAGAUGAAUCCUGGACCAGCGUGGCCCGCGUGCCGUUGCUAGGCGUGAUUCCUUGCCCGAAAGUCGACGUGCAAUAAUCAAGCCUCUGGCCGAUAAAUUGUGUACGCUUGCCAAUCACCGGCACGUCCCUCUCCUUCUCGUCCUCGCAGCAAGCACUCCAGCUCACCCUUCAACUGUCUUCAGUGGCUGCCGCUGAGUUUGCUGCUACCGCUGCCGCUGCCGCUGCCGCUGCACAUCGUCAGGGUGUGUUGUCAUCGAUCCAAUCAUGGCUCCCUCUUCGUUUGCCUCGCUUGUCUCGUCUGUGCUGCUGCUCUCCUCCGCAGUCCUCGCCUCGCCCAUUGAGAAGCUGAACAGACGCCAGUACUCUGUCAAGAGCUUCCACAACGCUCCAAGGAAGUGGCACAGGCAUGGAGCUGCCCCGCCAGACCAUGUCUUGGAAAUGCAAAUUGGUCUGAAGCAGAGCAAGAUUGACGAUCUGCUGCAGCAUCUCAACCAAGUGUCCGACCCCAAGCAUGAACGUUACGGCGACCACCUCUCGGCCGUGGAGGUUCAUGACUUGGUUCGACCGUCCGAUGAGACCGUAGAGCUUGUUACCUCCUGGCUGGUGGAGAAUGGCAUCAGCCCGGACAGCUUGUCGUUCAACCGGGCAGGUGACUGGAUUUCGGUCCAUGUUCCCGUUCACCAGGCCAACAGGCUCCUCAACACCGAAUACUCCAUUUUCGAGCAUGAAGAGAACGGCGCUUGGCUGGUUCGCACUCCUGAAUGGUCCUUGCCCGAGUACCUCCAUUCGCACAUCGACGUCAUUGAGCCAACAAACUCUUUUCUCCGGCCGCUGAGGAAGUCUCCCGAAUCCAAGUCCAGGUUCGAGCAUUAUUCGUCCAUCAAUCACGAGGAUGUCUCAAGCUCUAUUGCCGCCUCUACCCAACCUUCCGGCAGCGGCUCUGGUCCGACAGAAUGCAACACCACACUGGUGACUCCGGGUUGUCUUCGCAGCCUUUACGGUACACUUGACUACAAACCUCAAGCCACCGAUAAGAACAGAAUGUCGCUGGCCAACUAUCUCGGCGAACUCAACAUUCGUUCCGACUUGAAGCUCUAUCUUCAGCAGUUUCGUCCGGAAGCUGUUGCCGCUGCAGACGAAUUCAAACAGGUCUCAAUAAACAACGGCACUCUGUCUCAGACCCUGACUGCUUACGAUAUUGAAAACGACAUCGGCGUAGAGGGCGCCCUUGACGUGCAGACGAUGCUUGGCUGUGCCUGGCCCACCCCUUUGAUCACAUAUAGCACUGGCGGCUCUCAGCCAGGCUUCAAGCCGGACAACUACACACCGACGAACACAAACGAACCAUACCUCGACUGGGUUCAGUACAUGCUCAACCUCGAUGACGACGAGAUCCCAUACGUUGUCAGUACCAGCUACGCCGAUGACGAGCAGACCGUGUCGCCGGACUAUGCUAAGCGCGUGUGUGAGUCCUUCGCGCAGCUCGGAGCCCGUGGCAUCUCGCUCUUCUUUGCUUCAGGUGAUGAUGGUGUUGGACCUGACGGCAACUGCUUCUCCAACGAUCCGCCAUAUGCCAGGAAGUUCUUGCCAGAGUUUCCGUCGUCUUGCCCGUAUGUGACCACCGUCGGUGCGACUUACAAGUUCGAUCCAGAGGUCGCUGCGUAUGACGGUCGUUUCAAGACCCCCUUCGCCAGUGGUGGCGGCUUCAGCGAUCUGUUCCCAGCACCAGAGUACCAGAAGGAAGCCGUUUCGAAGUAUCUGAAAGAGAACAACAACUUCCCUCAGUAUGCCGGUCUGUUUAACCCAGCUGGUCGCGCCUACCCAGAUGUUGCCGCUCAGGGUGUCAACUACAGCGUGGUUUACAACAGCUCGGUCAUUCCCGUCGACGGAACCUCGGCCUCCACACCAGGAUUCUCUUCCGUCAUAGCUCUCGUUAACGACGCGCUCCUUGCCGCUGGAAGGCCUACCAUGGGCUUCCUGAACCCUUGGCUCUACGGCGGAGGCUACGCGGCAUUUAAUGAUGUCACUUCGGGCAGCUCGAUUGGCUGCAACGUGUCAGGCUUUCCCGCAGCAGAAGGCUGGGACGCUGUGACUGGUUUCGGCACGCCAAACUUCCCAAAGAUUCUGGAGAACUUGGGUAUUGGCAAGGGAGGGUAUGGUGGCCAUUACAAAUAAAGGACAAGGCUGAUGGACUUGAACACGGUAAUUGCCUCGUCUGUUCACGAGGCCUACGAGAGCUAGCAUCACAAAGGCAUGUUUUAGUAAAAGAAGAAUAUCAUUCAGGCAUGAAUAUGACGAACUUUUACGCACCAAACUUGUGUAACGGUCCACAUAAGUGCGGGAUUUUCCACACUGGAUGCAACGUUUCCACCAAAACAUUCUCCCUAUUUUGUAUGUCACGACCAUAAGUUCGACAUGAACGGCUUCGUCCC